AUGGGCUCUUCUAAGAAGAAGCCGUCUUUACCUCGCUUGACCACCAACAUUCCCCUACUACAGAAACCAACCAAUGCAUCAUGCAAUACUUUGCUACCCAAGACCCUUCCGGAUGCCAGUGUACCCCCGAUCAUCAUGCCAGAGAGGCCGGCAAGAACCUCAUCACUUUUCAAGGAGGACAAGCACGAUGAGGAGAAUAUCGUGCCCGUCACGCGUUUUGCGUCAGAGAGCAUGCCUGUCUAUCUUCCCCAGAAAAGUGUGGACGAUUCGCCGGUAACAAAGAUGAAGAAAUUGUACUACGAAGAUGCAUUUACGGCUCGUGGAUCGCACAACUCCCCCAAGGACCGUGUGACCCAUGAAUCGGUGGUUGUCGUUGAGCUCAAGACCAACACCAAGCCAAAGGAUAAUAUAUCCAAGUUACUGUCGGAUUUCGCCCACUCCCUUGCUCAGGUCUACCAGCGCCCGGAGACAUCAAUGCUAGUCACCAUUGACCAGAACGCUGACUUGCUUUUUGGAACUACCUCCGGUUCUGCAUAUCUCUUGAAGGUUACUGCUCUCUCGAGUUUGAUCGGACCCCUCACCAACCUCCGUAACACGGGCCUAAUCCAAUCAAUCAUCCAGGAAAUGUUUGGAAUUGCGCCUGACAAAGGAGUGGUGAUCUAUAUGCCCGCGAGUGAAGACAAUAUUGCAACAAAUGGGACGACCGCCAGGAGUGAGAUCGACCGCCUCGAACGAAUUAAUUCCAGCAAUAACUCUUCGAUCUUCAAGUCUCUCUCGCGAUCCAUGAGUCGUCGCAUGAAAUCGAGCAGUGGAAACAGUAUUCCGAUUUCCCUCACUUCAGUUCUGAGUCCUGACGUCGCAACCCCUACUUCAACUUCUCCUAUGGCUUUUGCUUCAGAUCAGGCCCCUCCGCUGAGGCCAAACCAAGCAGACGACAAAAAGCCAAUACAAUCACCAAAUGGGGAACGGACCCAGCAGGUCUCAUCCAAAGACGAGAAACCUGAACGAGCCUUAAAGAAGAGAGAGAGCUUGAAGAGUUUUGUUAACCGUCGCUUGGGCGAGUUGGGCGAGCUGACUACAAUGAAACCAUUCACAGAUACAAAGGGAAAGAAGGAUUGA
Messenger RNA from Penicillium roqueforti, 1119 nucleotides. Its product is annotated as MIF domain protein. The coding region runs from base 1 to 1119 and encodes 372 amino acids. Gene Ontology annotation, molecular function: phenylpyruvate tautomerase activity. The transcript has 2 exons. Lineage: Eukaryota; Fungi; Ascomycota; Eurotiomycetes; Eurotiales; Aspergillaceae. The record is from RefSeq and is a predicted model, not a curated record.